UCCAGUUUGUCUGAGACUCCAAAAAAGAGUGUCACUCCAGGUGCUGAUGCUAGCUCUGAACCCAUGAUCCUGGAGCAAUAUGUGGUGGUGUCCAAUUAUGAGAAGCAGGAGAACUCCGAGAUCAGCCUCCAGGCUGGAGAGGUGGUGGAUGUCAUAGAGAAAAACGAAAGUGGUUGGUGGUUUGUGAGCACAGCAGAAGAGCAGGGCUGGGUCCCUGCUACGUACCUGGAAUCCCAAAAUGGAACCAGAGAUGACUCUGACAUCAACACGUCCAAGCUUGGGGAAGUUUCUAAGCGACGCAAGGCUCACCUGAGACGCCUGGACCGGCGAUGGACGCUGGGCGGGAUAGUCAACAGGCAGCAGAGUCGAGAAGAGAAAUAUGUCACUAUCCAGCCAUACGCCAGCCAGGGGAAGGAUGAGAUUGGGUUCGAAAAAGGGGUCACCGUGGAGGUCAUCCAAAAGAACCUGGAAGGAUGGUGGUACAUAAGGUAUCUAGGCAAAGAGGGAUGGGCCCCAGCUUCGUAUCUGAAGAAGGCUAAAGAUGAUCUUCCAUCUAGGAAAAAGAACUUAACUGGGCCAGUGGAAAUCAUAGGAAACAUCUUGCUGAACAAGAAGUCAUCCACUGAUAAAGAAACUCAAGCAGAAAAUGAGACUGCAGAAACCCAUAUCAGCAAGAAGGAAAUCAGUUUGCCCAUCCUGUGCAAUGACUCCAAUGGCAAUGCCAUGAUGACCCCAGAUAAGCAGGCCUCCAAACUGGCCCAGGGAUCUCCAGCCAUAGCAAGGAUAGCGCCACAAAGAGCUCAAAUAAGUUCUCCAAAUCUAAGAACAAGGCCACCCCCACGAAGAGAAUCUAGUCUGGGUUUUCAGUUGCCCAAACCACCAGAGCCCCCCUCCGUGGAAGUGGAAUACUACACCAUUGCAGAGUUCCAGUCCUGUAUCUCUGAUGGCAUAAGCUUUCGUGGAGGACAGAAAGCAGAGGUUAUUGAAAAGAAUUCUGGUGGCUGGUGGUACGUGCAGAUUGGAGAGAAGGAGGGAUGGGCUCCAGCAUCUUACAUUGACAAGAGGAAGAAACCAAAUUUAAACAGAAGAACCAGUACUUUAACCCGCCCAAAAGUUCCUCCCCCAGCACCUCCCAGUAAACCAAAAGACUCUGAAGAAGGAACAACUUCUGGAACUGUUUCUUCAGGAGAUACCCAGGACUCUCCCCACAAGCUGAAAUACGAAGAACCUGAGUAUGAUGUGCCUGCUUUUGGCUUUGACUCCGAGUGUGAAGUGAGUGAAAGUCAUCGUGAAGAAAGCACUCUUGAGAAACGACUGUUUCAGCCCAUCAAGCCCUCUCCUGUGUCAUCACUUCAGAAAGCAAAGUUCAAAGUAGGAGAGUCUUCAGAAGACGUUGCUCAUGAAGAAGAGACCAUCUAUGAGAACGAGGGAUUCAGACGUUAUGUGGAAGAUACUUUGUCUAAUAAGGAAUCUAGUGGAGACUCUGAUUCUCAGAAAAGCUCCUCUCUCUCCCUAAUCCGGAGGAAUUCUCCAUGUUCCAGCUCUCCUAAAUCAUCACUUGUGAAGCUCAAAAACAUCCAGACAGACAAAAACAUCCAACCCGAUCUUGGAAAAUGUCACUAUUCCAGGAGUGAGGAGACAAAACCAAGGUCAGCUUCAGACGUUGGCUUACGUACCAUGUCAAGAACUAGCAUGAAGAAGGAGCCUGAGCAGAGUCCUUCCAUUAGAGCAAAGCCAAUCGUUAGACCCAAACCCUUCCUGAACAAGGCAGACUCUCAGAGCCAAGAAAAGAUGGAUAUCAGCACUUUGAGGCGUCAGCUGAGGCCAACUGGGCAACUCAGAGGUGGACUUAAAGGUUCGAGAAGUGAAGAGUCUGAGAGCCCCCCACGCACAGCUUCUGAGAAUCAAGACGAUCCUGUUAGGAGGGGCUCGGCUGAUCUCAUUACAGCCCCUUCCCGUGGCAUUUUCUGCCCUAGUCAUCCAGCCAAAACUGAGCAAGAAAAUGACUCAAGAUGUUUCUAUGUGACCACUGACUCAUAUCAAAAGGUACAGGAUUCUGAAAUUUGCUUCCCAGCAGGAGCAGAAGUGGAAGUGCUGGAAAAACAAGCCAGUGGAUGGUGGUACCUGAAAUACGGAGACAUGGAAGGCUGGGCUCCUUCCCAUUAUUUGGCUCUCCCUGAUAACCAGCGAGAAACCACAACAGCAGAGACUGAUACCUCAUUUGCCAGGAACAGGAAAAAUGAGAACAAGUCAAACAGUCUAGAGAAGAUAGAGAAGAGGGUUCAGGCUCUGAAUACCAUCAACCAGAGCAAACGUGCAACACCACCCAUCCCAAGCAAACCUCCCGGUGGUUUUUCAAAACCAUCAGGGCCAGUCAAAAUGAGGAAUGGGGUGAGGCAACUUGCCGUCCGGCCACAGUCGGUGUUUGUGUCUCCACCACCAAAGGAUAACAACCUGUCAUGCUCCUUGCGCAGAAAUGAGUCUUUAACAACUACAGAUCACCUUAGGACCGUCCGUCGAAAUUCCUCCUUCAGCAACGCAUGGUCACAGCCUGGCGAUGGGAAGGGAAAGCAGCCUGAGCGGUCAGGUACAGAGGGCUCAGAGACCACCUCCAACCUCCCUACCCAGAGAAAUGGGAUUCCUGUGUCCACAGUCAGGCCAAAGCCCAUAGAGAAAUCCCAGUUCAUCCACAACAAUCUCAAGGACAUCUAUGUUUCCAUUGCAGACUAUGAAGGGGAUGAGGAGACUGCAGGGUUUCAGGAAGGUGUCUGCAUGGAGGUCCUUGAAAGGAACCCCAAUGGCUGGUGGUACUGCCAGAUCAUGAAUGGUGUGAAGCCAUUCAAAGGCUGGGUGCCCUCAAAUUACUUGGAGAAAAAGAACUAAUAUUGCAAUAUCUUUAAUCUCCCUAAUUUAUACUGUUCCUGCUAUGUACAUGUGGAAAAAACAAUUGCUACACAAAAAGACGUUUCCUUGUGCUCCGGUUUGUACAAAGGGACAAAGGAGUCUAUGCUGAGGACAAAUCUGCUGUGUUCUGGAGAGGUUUGUGGGGUUAACGUGUUGUAAACAACUAUGAGGAAGAUGCAGCAUACUCACAUGUCUUUUUGUGAAGUUGUUAAUAAUCUUGUAUGUGUAACAGGGUAUGGCAUCCCAUCUUUCCCGUUAUAGAUAGGAAACCAAAUGUGUGCCUUUUGUGAGAGAGAAAUACACGUGCAUCUACUUGGGGAGUUUUGUGCCAAACUUUGUUUUACAAUCUUGGCUCCUUUUCUCCUCGUUCUUGUCCGUACGUGGAAUACCCAGGAGUUUUGGAUGCAUUUCCACAAUGAGAAGUGAAUGGAAUUUUCUGAAACACAGAGGGACUCUAAUCCUUU
Apaloderma vittatum (bar-tailed trogon) is the source of this 3368-nucleotide messenger RNA. RefSeq names its product SH3 and PX domains 2A (gene SH3PXD2A). The transcript has 9 exons. The coding region runs from base 64 to 2883 and encodes 939 amino acids. Lineage: Eukaryota; Metazoa; Chordata; Aves; Trogoniformes; Trogonidae. Gene Ontology annotation, molecular function: protein binding; superoxide-generating NADPH oxidase activator activity. The record is from RefSeq and is a predicted model, not a curated record. Gene Ontology annotation, biological process: superoxide anion generation.